Molecule: messenger RNA, 2482 nt
Organism: Mycena citricolor
Lineage: Eukaryota; Fungi; Basidiomycota; Agaricomycetes; Agaricales; Mycenaceae
Source: the annotation of a GenBank genome assembly
GCGCAGCACCGUCCACGCGUAUCCAUUGGGACCAGCUGGCCCCACGCGUGGGAGAAGAGCGCACUCGAGAAACGGUACGCUGCAUACACCACGGCAAAUGCCGCGAGAAGCGACAGACUGCUGGGCUUGGCGCGGUUCCGGAGCAGAAAGAAAGACAGAGAGUGGAUGGAAUGCCGAUUCUGAGCCGGAGUACGCAGUUUUUGCGAGCUCGGCCCGCUCCAUGCUGCGGUGUACGACAACUCCUUGCACUGGGCGAUGUAAUGCAAUUUCCCCAAGAAGGCCGAGGCGCGACAUGGGCGACGAGAAAAACCAUCCUCGGUCCAUGCAGAUUCUCAUCCGUGCAACCAGAGAUGCCCUCGGACAGGAGAAUCCCACAGAUUACUACUUGGAGAAGAACUCAUGGGCUAGCUUGUUCCCCAAAGUUCAGCAUUGCAUGGUACUCCAGCGCGCGGCUGAUUGGGUGGAAAGUCCCGUAGAUACAUCCAGUGAGAGUUCGACAGAAAGCAAAGACUUGAAAUAACAUUGUCGGCGUGCUCGCUCGUCCUAAUUGCAUAGCCACAGUCACCUGAUGGGCGCCGGAACAAGGCUAGCCCGGGAAUCCCAUUGCUGUCUGUUCCGAACCGCUUUCCAGUGCGGUCUCCGUUUCUUCCGAAGCGCACUCCCAAUCACUGAGCCGGGAAUCAUCUGCACACUGAGCGCAUGGGACCUGAUGAGCGAAUCGGCCCUGGGGACUGCAGCUUAAUCAAGCACAGCGCAAUGUACAAGGCCAACGGGAACAGCAGCCUCAGCUACCUCUCGGUCUGAGGAUGGAACACAAACCCGCUCAUUGAGGACUGCAUCACGGAGAACGUUGGGACAUACGACUCUUCGACUGGCCUGUCCCAGGUCGGCACGCUCUCCUCUCGCGGCUCCAGCUACAGCAUCUACCGGACCCAGCGCGUCCAUGCGCUAUCGGUCUCCGACACCGCGACCUUAGACGAGUUUUGGUCCAUGCGCAUGCGGCGAGGCCUUGAACAUAUGGACAGUAGCGCAGUUCCUGCGAGCCUCCCUCUUGCUCCGCUCCCAUGGCAAACUCACAACCCACAUCGUACUCGCCCACAAUCCCACGCACUGCUGGAGACAAUGAUUGGAAGACGUUACCCGACGAUGCAAUCGAAAACCGCGAGAGAAGAUCAUUGGCAAGAAACUGAACAAGCGGCCGUUUGCUGAAGACGUUCUCUCGACUACGAACCUCUUGGAAACGGAUCUCACGCAAAGCCGAUCGUCAUUGGGACUCAGAGAUCAAAAUUUCAUUGAUUUGACGUAGUGCAGAUGUGCAUGCACGAGCUGUCGCCCGAUGACUUGACCAGCGCGACGACGGACCAGUCCGAGGCCAAGUUCUACCGCCGCUAUCUCCCGGAGAGGCUUGCCGCCACUAACAGAAUGUCGAUUCGUCAAAUGGCGCGGGGACAGUUUCGUUGGAUGCGGGUACCAAGGAGGGCAAGGAGGAUCUGAAGGAAGCGGGAGGCGCAGACGCAGACAAAGCCGAUGAAGAGAACGGCAAGGCCCUAAUUCGACGCAUCGCUGUUUAGAGCUCUUUUACACGUCUUCUGGCGCAUCGUGGGUAGGAGCAUCCUCAAGCUACUGUCUCCUCAGCAAGGCAUCCAUUCACCUCAUUUUGAAUGUUGUGCACGCACUGGACGGAUUCGUCCUCCCUUUUUCGUGAGAUGGAAUCGCCAGAGAUCCCUCCUCCUGGCCAUGAUUGGAGAGAUGCCCCGGACGGAGGGUACCGUUGUCUUCGGUGGAUGCAUUGGCUACGUGGCCCAAUCAGCUUGGAUUCGGAAUGCGACACCGGGACACAACAUCACCUUCGGUCAGGAACUCAAACUCGACCAUUCCAAGGAUGUCGUCAGAGCUUACAAUCUCGAACACGACCUCGAGAUGUUGCCUCAUGGUUCAAAGAUGGAGCGAGGAAUCAAUCUGCCUGGAGGCCAGUGAGUUCGUGUUGCCCUGGCCUGUGUAGCGUAUUCGUCCCCAGACAUCGUGCUGCUGGACGACCCGCUGAGCGCCCGGUCGAAACCAAGCCAUCGGACUCCCUCAUGCGGUCGACACUCUACGCGUCGUACACGGAAACACUUACUGGCCGCUCGACGAUCCGGGCCUACACGGCCAGAUCACUUUUCAAGGCCAUCGAUCGGGAUGGCGUAUCAAGAAGGGACGUUUCUCGAAAGCGUCACAAGUGGCUGAGUACGAGUCAGAACGCUGUUCUGAAUCUGUUGGACAAGGGGCACUUGAUCUUGGGCUCGCUCGGCAACGAGGCAAACCUUUCGAGGGCGGAUAUCCUGCGUGUCCGAGCUGAUAAUGUAUACGAUACGAAACGCUCACGACAUACCACUCUUUACAUACGGCUUGUAUAUCCUACAUAGAGUCGAUAUUUGUAUGAAUGGGAUACACGACUUGACAUCAUGCCUCACAGCCUCACAGGCUGUGAGAGCGAGUGGUG